GCGCCCCCGCCCCCUUCUCCUCCCAGUUGACGGAGGAGCCAGAGACCCAACGCCCAGCGCGGCCGGCCCCGAGGAGCCGCCGCGGCCAGCCAGCCAGCCGAGGAAGAGGAGGACGGAGUGGGGGGAAGCCGCGGAGGGGAACGCGGUAUUGCAUUCUUCAUGCGCGUCUGAAGUCUCGCCCAGCCAGACUGCUUCCUUGCUUUGCCUUGUGCUAAUAAGAUUUGGGGCACCUGUUAACACCGUAGGAGCGGAGAAGUUGGCUCUUGUUCACGGAUGAGGAAUUAUUCUCUGAUAGACUUUUCUUAAGAGAGGCAUCUUUACAAUGGCUUCAGCUGUAAUCAGUUCUGUUCCCACUACUGCAUCUCGUUUCGCUCUCUUGCAAGUAGAUAGUGGCAGUGGUUCUGAUUCUGAGCCUGGGAAGGGCAGAGGUCGAAAUCCUGGAAAGUCCCAAACUUUGGGGAGCAAACCAACCACGAAUGAAAAGAAGAAAGAAAAAAGAAGAAAGAAGAAGGAACAGCAGCAGAGUGAAGCAAAUGAGCUGAGGAAUAUUGCUUUUAAGAAGAUUCCCCAGAAAUCCUCCCAGGUAGUUUGUAGCUCUCCACAGGAGCUUUCAUUGCCAAACCCAGUACAGAAAGACUUACAAGAAGAGAAUUGGCAAGAGUGGAGACAGAGAGAUGAACAGGAAUAUGAGAACGUCGAGAAUGCUUCCCCUCAAUCCAAAGGUGUGAAUAAAAAAGAAAAAAGAAAGAAUCAUCAGGGGAGGGACAAACCGCUCACAGUGUCGCUGAAAGACUUCCAGUCGGAAGCAAACAUAGAUCACCUUAGUAAAAAAACUGAGGAGGUAUACUUGAAAGAUGGAAGAACAGAAAGACUAAAGUUGGAACUCGAAAGAAAAGAUGCUGAAAUUCAGAAGUUGAAAAAUAACAUCACUCAGUGGGAGGCAAAAUAUAAAGAAGUAAAAGCAAGGAAUGCUCAGUUAUUGAAAAUGUUGCAAGAAGGUGAAAUGAAAGACAAAGCAGAAAUACUUCUUCAAGUUGAUGAAUCACAAAGUAUCAAAAAUGAGCUAACCUUACAGGUGACUUCACUUCAUGCUGCAUUAGAGCAAGAAAGAUCAAAAGUGAAGGCAUUACAAGCAGAAUUAACAAAAUAUCAGGGUGGCAGAAAAGGGAAAAGAAACUCCGAGUCUGACCAGUGUAGGUGAUCUCAUUAGCCAUGAAGAUACACACACACACAGACACACACACACACACACACACACACA
Messenger RNA from Trichosurus vulpecula (common brushtail), 1261 nucleotides. Its product is annotated as G kinase-anchoring protein 1-like. Gene Ontology annotation, cellular component: Golgi apparatus. The transcript has a single exon. Lineage: Eukaryota; Metazoa; Chordata; Mammalia; Diprotodontia; Phalangeridae. The record is from RefSeq and is a predicted model, not a curated record. Bases 323 to 1201 code for a protein of 292 amino acids. Gene Ontology annotation, biological process: signal transduction.